Messenger RNA from Telopea speciosissima, 1992 nucleotides. Its product is annotated as heat shock cognate 70 kDa protein-like. The coding region runs from base 25 to 1992 and encodes 655 amino acids. Gene Ontology annotation, molecular function: heat shock protein binding; ATP binding; ATP-dependent protein folding chaperone. Lineage: Eukaryota; Viridiplantae; Streptophyta; Magnoliopsida; Proteales; Proteaceae. Gene Ontology annotation, biological process: protein refolding; cellular response to unfolded protein. The transcript has a single exon. The record is from RefSeq and is a predicted model, not a curated record. Gene Ontology annotation, cellular component: cytoplasm.
UCGUUCAGCGUUUGAACUUCAGUAAUGGCAGCCAAAACCGUAGGGAAGGCCAUUGGUAUCGACCUGGGUACCACUUACAGUUGUGUAGGAGUGUGGCAGCACGACAGAGUAGAGAUCAUCGCCAAUGAUCAGGGCAAUCGGACUACUCCUUCUUACGUCGCCUUCACUGAUACAGAGCGCUUGAUUGGUGACGCAGCCAAGAACCAAGUCGCCAUGAAUCCGAACAACACUGUUUUUGAUGCCAAGCGUCUCAUUGGGAGGAGAUUCUCUGACCCUUCUGUGCAGAGCGACAUGAAGCUCUGGCCUUUCAAAGUUCUUCCGGGUCCUGGAGAUAAGCCCAUGAUUGAGGUGACUUACAAGGGGGAAAAGAAGAAAUUCGCUGCUGAGGAGAUUUCGUCAAUGGUGCUGAUUAAGAUGAAGGAAAUCGCAGAGUCGUAUUUGGGCCACACUAUUAAGAACGCUGUGAUCACUGUUCCUGCCUACUUCAACGAUUCGCAGAGGCAAGCGACCAAGGAUGCUGGAGCGAUUGCUGGGCUUAAUGUGAUGAGGAUCAUCAAUGAGCCUACUGCAGCUGCAAUUGCUUACGGCUUAGACAAGAAAGCUUCGAGGUCUGGCGAGCAGAACAUCCUCAUCUUCGAUCUUGGUGGUGGCACUUUUGAUGUCUCUCUGUUGACGAUCGAAGAAGGUAUCUUCGAGGUGAAAGCCACCGCCGGAGAUACUCACCUCGGUGGUGAGGACUUCGACAACCGCCUCGUCAACCACUUCGUUGCAGAGUUCAAGAGGAAGCACAAGAAGGACAUCAGCGGCAACGCCAGAGCUCUGAGGCGGUUGAGGACUGCCUGUGAAAGGGCUAAGCGAACUCUGUCUUCCACAACUCAGACAACGAUCGAAAUUGAUUCUCUUUACGAAGGUAUCGACUUCUACUCCACCCUCACCAGAGCCCGGUUCGAGGAAUUGAACAUGGACUUGUUCAGGAAAUGUAUGGAACCAGUCGAGAAGUGUCUCCGAGACUCCAAGAUGGACAAGAGCCAUGUCCAUGAAGUGGUUCUUGUUGGUGGGUCGACCAGGAUUCCAAAGGUCCAGCAACUUUUACAAGAUUUCUUUAAUGGGAAGGAGCUCUGCAAGAGCAUCAACCCAGAUGAAGCCGUCGCAUAUGGUGCUGCCGUUCAGGCUGCAAUUCUAAGCGGUGAAGGCAACGAAAAGGUACAAGACCUGCUACUGCUCGAUGUCACUCCUCUGAGUCUCGGAAUCGAGACUGCUGGUGGUGUCAUGACUGCGUUGAUUCCAAGAAACACAACGAUUCCGGCCAAGAAAGAACAGGUCUUCUCAACCUACUCUGAUAACCAACCAGGAGUCUUGAUUCAAGUGUAUGAAGGAGAACGGCCUCUAACGAAGGACAACAAUCUCCUCGGCAAAUUCGAGCUUAAGGGUAUUCCUCCAGCACCUAGAGGUGUUCCACAGAUCAAUGUCUGCUUUGAUAUUGAUGCGAACGGAAUUCUGAAUGUGUCGGCAGAGGACAAGACAGCCGGAGUGAAGAACAAGAUCACAAUCACCAAUGACAAGGGUAGGCUCAGCAAGGAAGACAUCGAGAAGAUGGUGAAGGAGGCAGAGAGAUACAAAUCAGAGGAUGAGGAAGUGAAGAAGAAGGUGGAGGCAAAGAAUGCACUUGAGAACUAUGCUUACAACAUGAAGAACACGAUUAAGGACGAGAAGAUUGGUGGGAAAUUGGGUGCUUCAGACAAGCAGAAGAUUGAAAAGGCAGUCAAUGAGACGAUAGAAUGGUUGGAUAAGAACCAACUGGCUGAAGUGGAUGAACUCGAGGACAAAUUGAAAGACUUGGAGGGUCUCUGCAACCCAAUUAUCUCUAAGAUGUAUCAGGGAGUUGCCGGAGACAUGCCGGGUGGGUUGGGUGGUGGUGCCGGCGGCAUGCAUAGUGGUGGCCAAGGAGGGUCUACCGGCGGUGCCGGGCCUAAAAUUGAAGAGGUCGACUGA